Molecule: messenger RNA, 3651 nt
Organism: Gambusia affinis (western mosquitofish)
Lineage: Eukaryota; Metazoa; Chordata; Actinopteri; Cyprinodontiformes; Poeciliidae
Gene: oprd1a
Product: opioid receptor, delta 1a
Exons: 3
Coding region: 165-1289 (374 amino acids)
Biological process (GO): G protein-coupled opioid receptor signaling pathway; neuropeptide signaling pathway
Cellular component (GO): membrane; neuron projection
Molecular function (GO): neuropeptide binding; G protein-coupled enkephalin receptor activity
Source: RefSeq, a predicted model, not a curated record
UCGAGGACACAUCUUUCUGUUCCUCCUGGAUUUUAGAGGGAGAGGAGGGGAAAAAAAAUCUCUUUUAAUUUCUGCUUCUUUUCUAUGGUUUUCUUUGAUUCCCUCAUUUGUGGCGUUAGAUCCCGACAGUUAGCAAAGAGCCAGUUUGCCUCGGUGAGGCGGACAUGGAGUCCUACACGGUCCCCGGAGCCGCGGCGCAGCUCUCUCUGUCCGACCUGUACUCCGUCAUCCCCUUUAACGUCACCUUCCCGGCAGAGCUGGCCGAGCUGAACGCCACGGAGCCCGGCAGCCCGGUGAGGGGCGCCGGGGGUAUGGUCAUCGCCGUGUCCAUCACGGCGCUCUACUCGGUCAUUUGCGUCGUGGGACUGCUGGGCAACGUCCUCGUCAUGUACGGAGUGGUCAGAUACACCAAGAUGAAGACAGCCACCAACAUCUACAUCUUCAACCUGGCCCUGGCCGAUGCCCUGGCCACCAGCACGCUGCCUUUCCAGAGUGCAAAGUACCUGAUGAACACCUGGCCCUUUGGGCAGGCUCUGUGCAAGCUCAUCAUUGCCAUUGACUACUACAACAUGUUCACCAGUAUCUUCACCCUCACUAUGAUGAGUGUGGACCGCUACAUCGCUGUGUGCCAUCCCGUCAAGGCGUUGGGCUUUCGGACACCAGUCAAGGCUAAGAUGAUCAACGUCUUGAUAUGGGUCCUGUCGUCUGUGAUUGGGGUGCCGAUUAUGGUUAUGGCUGUGACCAGAGUGACGGAGGCUGGUAACAUUACAUGCAUGUUGAAAUUUCCUGACCCAGACUGGUACUGGGACACCGUGACCAAGAUCUGUGUUUUCAUCUUCGCCUUUGUGGUCCCUGUGAUGGUCAUCACUGUUUGCUACGGCCUGAUGAUCCUGCGUCUGAGGAGCGUCCGUCUGCUCUCGGGCUCCAAGGAGAAAGACCGCAACAUGCGGCGAAUCACCCGCAUGGUCCUGGUGGUGGUGGCGGCCUUCAUCAUCUGCUGGACCCCCAUCCAGAUCUUUAUCAUCGUGAGGACGAUGGUGGAGAUCAACACCAGGAAUCCUUUUGUCAUAGCCAGCUGGCACUUGUGCAUCGCCUUGGGCUACACCAACAGCAGUCUCAAUCCUGUCCUCUACGCCUUUUUGGAUGAAAAUUUCAAGCGUUGCUUCAGGGAUUUCUGCCUGCCCUGUCGAACCCGCAAGGAGCAGAACAGCGUGACCAGCGCCCGCAACACCACCCGGGAGCCGGUGUCUGUCUGUGCUCCGAUCCAGGCGGGAAGGAAACCUGCAUGACUAGCCGAGGAGGGGGUCCUGCUUAGCUCCAACAUGAGCAGAAUCCAUCAAGAUCCACAGUCACAGGACACCCUGAUCUCCACCACAGAGUUUUGAUGCCCAGUGAGGGUAAAGUACUGGGGUAGAAUAAGCAGGAAUCUCUGAGCUCACUGUCAAAAACACUGUCUGACUUUGACAGAUUGUCCAAAGCCCAUCAUCCUACGGCAACAUCAUGAAACAGAAUGUUCUUAGUUUUUAGCUCAGAGUAAGACGGUAGAAGAGUUCAAGACAACAGCAGCAGCAGAAGGAUUUCAGUGAUUGUGUUGGCAGGUGAAACAUCCACAUGAAAAAAACUGCAGUGCUUUUUUUUUUUUUUUUUUUUUUUUUACAUUAACAAAGUGAGAAAUAUAUGACACACCAAACCAACGAUGGCUUGGUGGAAGAGUCGUGUUAUUGAACAGAUUUGAUCAAAAGGAGGCCACAACGACCUGAGCUGCACUAGAACGUGUUUAGAGGAUUUUAAAUUGUUUCUUGCUGAAUAUUUUUAGAAGUACAAUCAAUUUCACAUUAGAUGGAAGGAUACAUAUCACAGAACUUCUGUGUCUGUAGACCCACUGUGAGAUCAAAAUUUGUUGGUACUCAGCUGUCCACUGGUGACCACCACUGGCUACCUCAAUCACGACAACGUCUCAAUGCCUGCAGACUAAUACUUCAGAGGCUUCCAGUGAUAUUCUGUUCAAUUUUACUCCACAACGAUAAUUAGAAAAAGAAACUCUGAGGUCUGUCUCGCUCUGUUGGACACUCGUGAAAAGUGGCGCGGCGCUCUCUGAAGCGAUGACUCACUCUGGGAAGUUCAGCUUCCUCAAUCAGAAAGCAGACGGAGGUGAAGAAUGACUUCAGCUGAGUGGACAUGCUUCACACAACUGUUUGUAAAAGAAGUCAAAUCCAGCUAAACGUGGGUUUUCCUGCAAGUUCAGAGUUUAAAUUAUGACAACAGAGAGAGGUGGUUGGGAGACAUUAAACACAUCUGAACUAGUAUGUAGCCUCUCAAACGUAUUAACACUACUUUCACUUUUUGCCAUUUUCACUUUGUGUUGAAUUAAAACUAGUGGUGGGACUCAAUAAAAUUUUCUUUUACAGAGUUAAUUGCAGGGUCUGUUAUUAACUUAAGAAAAGGUUGAACGAUGAGGUAAAUGUUUGCAUUAAAGCAAUUUAAUCUUAAGUUACUUUAAGAGAAACGCUGAGUUGCUUUGUGAUUGGUUCCACAUUCUUCCCUCUGAAUAUUUAGAUUCUGCUGCUGUCUGUUUAUUUCACGCAGAAAACUACAAGAAUCCACGUGAAGAGACUUCAUGUGUAAGAACAGUCUACUGAAACUGUGUUGGACUUUCUCACUGGCUCUGAGAUGGAGACAAUAAAUAGUACAUGCUCUGUAAACAACAUGCCAUGUAAAUGCACACCAUGUGAUUUGUUUCCUCGUGUGUUACCGUAUCGUGUGCUGCAGAGUGUGUAGCUGUUCAUUCUAUGACUGUUGCUGCCUUUGUUGGGUGUGUGAACAUUUCUCAGAGCACAUAACCUUUACAAAUUCAAAUUUCUUCAGGAAAGAGUGUAAUGUUUUCCACAUUAUGAAUACAGAUAUUCAGUCUCCAGGAGAUAUUUUUUUAGGCUAACUGUACCAAACAUGAUGCAUGUUCUUUAUCUUUUGGAUGCUAGUCUAGUGAAGGGAUCACUAGACUGAAUCAGUUGCAUUCAUUUCAAAUUCAGUCAUUGAAUCUUGUUACUCACUACAUUCGUGAGUCUCGUUUUCUCUGUGACCUUUCUCUUCUCCUCCUGUAGCUUAGCUCCAAAUUCUUAAUCAUCCGUCCUCUCCUGACCAUCCCAGCCUAAACUGUCCUAAUAUAUAAAUCUCAACCUUGUCAGUUCCAGUAGCUGCAUUUCUAUUAACCAUAUAAUUGCACAAUUUGCCAUUUUGAAAAUGUAUUUGCUUAAUGUAAACAUACCAAUUUGAAAAAUUUUACUAACUUGACUUGUAGCUGCCCUUCCUGAACUUUGUGUCAGGAAGGAUGAGUUCGUCCUAUUUUGACUCAUCAACAUGGAAAAAUUUGCAGCUCAGAUUUUUCUUCUAGUUUUAGACAAAAUCAGACUGUCAGAGAUUUCUCUCAUCUUGUUUAAGUAAAGCCUCAGCGCUGUAUUUUUUUUUUUUACUUAUAUCUUGUUAAUUAUCAUUUUUGUUUUAUUCCUUGAUACUUUGUUGCUGUAAAUAGUUUAGUUUAAUGACAUUGGUGGUGUUGGUGUUAUGUUGCAGUUGUAAUGGCUUGUUUUCAUCUUGUACAGCUCUCUGGUUUUGUCCUGGAGAAAAAGAUGAAUAAUCCCAAUGGAUUUCUGC